UUUAAGGAGCCUCCAUUUUCCAAGAUUGGGUGGGCCUCAUGGAAUGACUAUGGAUUGGCAAGGUGCACCAGCAAGUCCCAGUUCAUACACUGUCAAAAGGAUUUUGCGCUUAGAAAUUCCUGUGGACAGCUUUCCUAAUUUCAAUUUUGUUGGCCGACUUUUGGGUCCUAGAGGAAAUUCACUUAAACGAGUUGAAGCUACUACUGGAUGCCGGGUAUAUAUUAGAGGGAAUAGCUCAAUAAAGGACCCUGACAAGUUGCAAGAGGAGAAGCUGCGUGGACGACCUGGCUAUGAGCACCUUAAUGAACCACUCCAUAUCUUAAUUGAGGCUGAUUUACCAGCUAAUGUUGUUGAUAUGAGACUGAGACAAGCGCAGGACAUAAUUGAAGAAUUGCUGAAACCAGUGGAUGAAUCACAGGAUUUCAUAAAGAGGCAACAGUUGCGUGAGCUUGCCAUGCUAAAUUCAAAUUUUAGAGAAGAGAGCCCUGGGCCAAGUGGCAGUGUCUCACCUUUUAAUACCAGUAUGAAACGCGCAAAAACAGGAUGCAGAGAUCAUCUACAAGCUCUUCAAUAAUGUUUUCUUCUGUGAUUGACGGAAUUAUACAUGGAUAUACGUAUUGAAAUGCAUCAUAUCCCUAUUUUUCUGCCUAGUUGAUUAUACAACAAAUAGAUUAUUGUUUAAGGAGAUGUGAAGUUGAGUGUUUUGGUUGGGUUUUACUUUUUUUAAUGAAGCAGAACGUCUAAAGAAAGAAAAGGUGUUGUGUAGGGUUAGUUUUAAACUAGGUUUUGUCAUGUCAGUUCCAGAAAAAUGUAUUCAUUUGAUUGAUUCUAGUGUGAGAUCACUGAGAUGUAUUAUUAUUUGUAGAGAUUGCAAUUUAAAAGUUUGAUCUUGUAGAUA
Messenger RNA from Salvia miltiorrhiza (redroot sage), 898 nucleotides. RefSeq names its product KH domain-containing protein At2g38610-like. The transcript is spliced from 5 exons. Gene Ontology annotation, molecular function: mRNA binding. Gene Ontology annotation, cellular component: nucleus. Gene Ontology annotation, biological process: regulation of mRNA splicing, via spliceosome. Lineage: Eukaryota; Viridiplantae; Streptophyta; Magnoliopsida; Lamiales; Lamiaceae. The record is from RefSeq and is a predicted model, not a curated record. Bases 44 to 574 code for a protein of 176 amino acids.